AUGACAGAUUACAUGAGCAAAUCUCACGGAUGUUUUACUCGAGAUUCCGCCAUGAAUGUCGCUUCUUCUCGGGGCGUCUCUUCACAUCUUCCAUAUUAUGGUAAACCCAUUUGUUCAUCACAGUCGUCGUUGAUUCGGAUUCCACGAGAUAAAGGAUAUAGUUUUGCUCGUAUUUCAAAUGGAUUGGCGAGCUUGAGUACUUCACUUCAUGCUGCUCCGAGAGGAAACUUUACUGGUGUACAAUGGUGUAACCGCUCUUCAAGAUGUGAUCCGUACAAAGUUCAUGACAAGAAAUCAUUGAGAUUAAGUGAAUCGCCAAGAAACAUCACUGUGAAAUCGGAUCUUUCAGGAGCUGCAACCCCUGAGUCUUCUUCUUCUCCAAAACCAGAGAUUAAGCUGAGCUCAAGACUCAGAGGGAUAUGCUUUUGUAUCGUCGCUGCCAUCUCCGCCACUUUCCUCAUCGUCCUCAUGUUCAUCGGACAUCCUUUCGUCCUCCUCUUCGACCGCUACAGGAGAAAAUACCAUCACCUCAUUGCUAAAAUCUGGGCUUCCAUAAGCAUUUUUCCGUUCUACAACGUCGACAUUGAAGGUUUGGACAAUCUGCCGUCUUCAGACACUCCUGCUGUGUAUGUAUCAAACCACCAAAGCUUCCUGGAUAUAUACACACUUCUCAGCCUCGGCAAAAGCUUUAAGUUCAUCAGCAAGACUGGGAUAUUCGUGAUUCCUAUCAUCGGUUGGGCCAUGUCCAUGAUGGGUGUUGUUCCCUUGAAGCGUAUGGACCCAAGAAGCCAAGUGGAUUGCUUAAAACGCUGCAUGGAACUCGUUAAGAAGGGAGCAUCAGUCUUCUUCUUCCCGGAAGGAACUCGGAGUAAAGAUGGUCGGUUAGGUCCUUUCAAGAAAGGUGCAUUUACGGUAGCGGCGAAGACCGGAGUUCCAGUGGUUCCGAUAACGCUGAUGGGAACGGGAGAGAUCAUGCCGACGGGAAGUGAAGGAAUACUGAACCAUGGGAAUGUGAGAGUUAUCAUCCAUAAGCCGAUACAUGGAAGCAAAGCGGAUGUUCUUUGCAACGAGGCCAGAAACAAGAUUGCAGAAUCUAUGAAUCUCUUGAGCUGA
Messenger RNA from Microthlaspi erraticum, 1113 nucleotides. The record is from the annotation of a GenBank genome assembly. Lineage: Eukaryota; Viridiplantae; Streptophyta; Magnoliopsida; Brassicales; Brassicaceae.